Messenger RNA from Terrapene triunguis (Three-toed box turtle), 1052 nucleotides. Its product is annotated as biliverdin reductase A-like. The record is from RefSeq and is a predicted model, not a curated record. Lineage: Eukaryota; Metazoa; Chordata; Testudines; Emydidae. Bases 85 to 975 code for a protein of 296 amino acids. Gene Ontology annotation, molecular function: zinc ion binding; biliverdin reductase [NAD(P)H] activity; nucleotide binding. The transcript has 7 exons. Gene Ontology annotation, biological process: heme catabolic process. Gene Ontology annotation, cellular component: cytoplasm.
GUGAGAGCAGCACAUUGAUACGCUGGAGCUGGAGAGUUGGUUGUGUAAGCAGGAUCUGCAGGGAACUACAGAGGGGCUAACAAAAUGUUUGGCACUGUGGUGGUGGGGAUCGGAAUUGCUGGAUCUGUGCGGAUAAGAGACAUGCUGAAUCCGAUGCCUUCCAGCCCUUCUGAGCACCUGAAACUGUUUGGCUUUGUAUCCAGAAGAACCCUCGGUAAUAUUAACGAGGUCAAGCAGAUUAGUCUGCAAGAUGCUCUGGGAAACAAAGAGAUCCAGGCGGCCAUCAUCAGCACUGACAACAAAAGCCAUGAGGAGAAUGUCAGGAUGUUCUUGGAGGCUGGGAAACAUGUCCUUGUCGAGUACCCCAUGGCGCUGUCCACUAGCACAGCACGUGAGCUCUGGGAGAUGGCUGAGCAGAAAGGUAAAAUCCUCCAUGUGGAGCACAUUGAACUUUUGACAGAAGAGUACAAGCAGCUGAAAAAGGAGGUGGCUGGAAAGGAGCUUGUGAAAGGAACGUUACAUUUCACAGGUGGUCCCUUGGAUGAAGAGCGAUCAGGUUUCCCAGCUUUCAGCGGAAUUGCCCGCCUGACUUGGCUCGUUGACCUCUUCGGAGACCUCACUGUCACCUCAGCCACUAGAGAGGAACAGAAAGAAAAGAGUUAUUCCAGAAUGACAGCACAUUUUCAGACUGCAAACAAGAAACCUCUGACAUGGAUUGAAGAAAGGGGACCAGGGCUGAGACGUGAUAAGAAAAUCAACUUCUGUUUCAAAAGUGGCUGCCUGGAGAACCUCCCUGAGGCCCCAAAGUCUGCUGUGGGCCUCUUCAUGCAAGAUCAGAACCUCUUUGCCAAAAAACUGUUGGGCCAGGUCUCCAGAGAAGAGCUGGCCGCUGAGAAGUGGCGCAUCCUGCGGUGCCUCGACCUCGCAGAGGAGAUUCAGCAGCACUGUGAACGGCCGGCGAAAAUCCAUUCCUAAGGCCGCUCUUUAUGAGAAAGGGAAUGUGGUAGUCAGAGGCUGAGUAGAGCUGCAGCUUAGUGUUACCCUAAAGCAGC